AUUUCCAGGGGUGGGGAGAGUAAAGUCACGUCAGGCGCUGGCGUUCAACUUCAAGAAUAAAGCAAAAUACCCGCGUAAACUCAAACUGGUAUACUUCCUAAGCAAGAAUGCCUGCUGUAACUGACGUGAUCGCCCCCGGUUCCCAGGAGCGGGCACCAGAAGAGGCUAAAGAAACGCCACAUGAUGAGUUGCAGUAUUUAAGCCAGUUAACGUACAUACUGGAGAACGGCUACCGCAAAGAAGACCGGACCGGUACUGGCACCCUCUCAGUAUUUGGACAGCAGUCCCGGUACAGCUUGCGAGACCAGUUCCCUCUGCUGACGACAAAGCGUGUUUUUUGGAAAGGAGUACUGGAAGAGCUGCUAUGGUUUAUUAAGGGUUCCACAAACGCUAAAGAGCUGUCUGAAAAAGGUGUUAAAAUUUGGGAUGCAAAUGGAUCUCGUGAGUUUCUGGACAAGCAAGGUUUCCUAGACCGAGAGGAAGGAGACCUAGGGCCUGUUUAUGGCUUUCAAUGGAGGCAUUUUGGAGCAGAAUAUAAAGACAUUCAUACUGAUUAUUCAGGUCAAGGUGUUGACCAGUUGCAAAAUGUGAUUGACACAAUCAAAAGGAAUCCUGAUGACAGAAGAAUAAUCAUGUGUAGCUGGAACCCAAAAGACAUUUCUCUCAUGGCUCUACCACCAUGUCAUGCUCUCUGCCAGUUCUACGUACUCAACAAUGAGCUGUCAUGCCAGCUAUAUCAGAGAUCAGGAGAUAUGGGAUUGGGAGUUCCUUUUAACAUUGCUAGUUAUGCCUUACUCACUUACAUGAUUGCUCAUGUUACAGGCCUAAAGCCUGGUGAUUUUGUACACACGUUGGGAGAUGCUCAUAUUUAUCUAAAUCACAUUGAGCCUUUGAAAAUUCAGCUUCAAAGAAAACCCAGGCCGUUUCCCAAGCUGAAAAUUCUUCGUACAGUAGAAAACAUCAGUGAUUUCAAAGCCGAAGAUUUUCUGAUAGAAGGCUAUGACCCUCAUCCUACUAUUAAGAUGGAAAUGGCUGUGUGAACAUAUUUGUACUUGUGUUUAACUCGGUGCUUGUUGUGUCAGCUCUGGUUAUCUGUAUAUAGAUUUGUAUUAAUGUAAAAAAUGUGAUUACAAAAAAAUGUUUGCUUUUUCUUAAAGUUAACACUUUUUCUCUCUUUCCAUAAAUUUUGUAGCUUAAUAAAUUUGUAUAUCUAGUUA
Bombina bombina (fire-bellied toad) is the source of this 1217-nucleotide messenger RNA. It is a transcript of the gene TYMS, whose product is annotated as thymidylate synthetase. Gene Ontology annotation, biological process: dTMP biosynthetic process. Gene Ontology annotation, molecular function: thymidylate synthase activity. Gene Ontology annotation, cellular component: cytosol; mitochondrion. The transcript is spliced from 8 exons. The coding region runs from base 108 to 1040 and encodes 310 amino acids. Lineage: Eukaryota; Metazoa; Chordata; Amphibia; Anura; Bombinatoridae. The record is from RefSeq and is a predicted model, not a curated record.